Messenger RNA from Dacryopinax primogenitus, 2019 nucleotides. RefSeq lists its product as uncharacterized. Gene Ontology annotation, cellular component: MutLalpha complex. Gene Ontology annotation, molecular function: ATP-dependent DNA damage sensor activity; ATP hydrolysis activity; mismatched DNA binding. The coding region runs from base 1 to 2019 and encodes 672 amino acids. Lineage: Eukaryota; Fungi; Basidiomycota; Dacrymycetes; Dacrymycetales; Dacrymycetaceae. The transcript is spliced from 12 exons. Gene Ontology annotation, biological process: mismatch repair. The record is from RefSeq and is a predicted model, not a curated record.
AUGAGCAGGGGAGGACCGGAGACGCCCGGGGGGAGGGCGCUCCAGUUUUCUGACGGAGGUAUUCCACACUCGCGUCAUCCGGCCCGUCCCCCGGCCCGCUUACGAAAAGCUGGUGUGUCACCCUCGCUUAGGCGUCAGUCGAUCACGGCGAAGGAUGGUGGGUUGAAGCUUCCGCAGAUAGUAGAUAACGGGUCGGGUAUACGCAGGGCCGAUCUUCCUCUGCUUGCAGCGCGAUUCUGCACUUCGAAGCUCUCCACGUUCUCAGAUCUAUCGAAAUUGCAAACGCACGACUCUUGCGCUUGGAGAGCGAGUUAUCCAGAUGGGUUACUUGCACCUGCCAAAGCGGGCACUUCUGCUGACCCUAAGCCCUGCGCUGGUAACGAUGGAACGACGAUCGCCGUCGAGAUCUCUUCUACACCCCUUCGACUAAGGGCACUCAAAUCUCCUUCUGAUGAAUAUGCGCAUAUCCUGGACGUAGUCCAAAGAUAUGCUAUUCACCACCCCAGCCUCUCCUUCCUGUGCAAGAGAACUGGAUCAAACACUGCCGAUGUCUCGACUCCCUCCUCGGGGACGGUCAAGUCCGCCAUCAAGACCAUCUAUGACCCAAGCGUUGCGAAAGAGCUGCUAGAGGCGCAGGCGGAAGCUAGACCCAAGGACGAAUUCGAGUGGCAAGCCGAAGCAUGGUUCACAAGCGCCAACUAUCAUGCCAAGAAACCCACGUUCUUGUUGUUUAUCAACCAUAGAAGUGGUGAGAGCGCGAGAGUGAAGAAAGCAGUUGAGGCCGUGUACAGUGGCAUCCUGCCAAAAGGCGCAUGUUCAUCUAUCGGAGGUGUGUUGGCACGCAUACAUUCGUCCAAGCAGCUCGGUCUGACGUUCCGGGCCAGUCUGGAUAACGAUCCAAGCAAAGUCAACGUCAACGUCCAUCCUACGAAACGAGAAGUCCAUUUCCUGGAUGAAGAAGCUAUCACUGAGAAGGUAGCGGAUUCUAUGCAGGCAGUGUUAGCGGCGAAUGACCAAUCAAGAACCUUUCAAUACCAGACUGUUCUCACCGGUCACAGUCCUUUCAAGUCACAGGGCAAGAUGAAGCGCAGUGACCUGCGAAAAGAGCGGAUCGCCGCUGGGUUUGACGAGGACAUGGAGAGAGAAGACGAACUCGAAGAUGAGGAGAAUGAGCAAGACCUGGACCUGGAACGGCCCAGGGCUGGGCCGUCCUCCUCUCCGAAGCCGUUCCGCAAACCCUCUCAACCGUCGUACAAGAAAGUCCGGAAUGACCUUGAGACGAGAACCUUGGACUCGAUGUUCCCCGUUCUCCAAAGCAGCUCGGAAUCUCAGCGGGCACAGCCAAAUAUGGAAAUUGAGAAGAAAGAAAAAGCACCUGCUGUCUCCGAGAUGAAGAAAGGGAAGCAUUUGCAUCUGGCGAGGAUCAUUGACCGCAUCGACGAGUCUGUGCCUCUCGCUCGUUCAAUCAUCCACCAAAGUAUUGCUGAUCAAUCACGAGGCUCUCACCUGACUCUUGAGCCUGCGCCGAGUUUGGAGGAGCUCGUUAAGCUCGCUGUGGAUGCGGAGGCGGCUAUCACAGAGCAGGCGCUGAACCCCGGAAAGAUCAUUAAGUCCAUUCUCAAGACCAUCAUGGCCCAAAGAGCCAUGCUGGCAGAAUAUUUCUCGCUCGAGAUCACCUCAUCUGGUGAGAUGUCUACACUCCCACUCCUCCUGCCCGGAUACACGCCAAACCUCGACCGUCUCCCACUCUUCCUCAUGCGUCUCGCGCCACAAGUGAAUUGGACGUCGGAAUCCGAAUGCUGCUCUACGUUCCUACAGUCCCUGGUUCUGUUGUACGAGAGAAGGAAGCCCCUGCCCCGGAAGAGCAAGAGGAAGGGAAGAGGAAAAGCGAGGAGUGGCAGAUCGGGCAUGGGCUAUUUCCCGCGUUCAGGAAGUAUCUCGUACCUCCUCGAGGGCGAGAGGGACGUGGUGCAGGUUGCAGAGUUGAAAGACUGGUACAGGGUGUUUGAGCGAUGUUAG